AUGGCUGGCAUUUCUCCGGCUGGGGGUCCCUUCCAAGACAGCCCUACGGAGAAGCGACGUCUCGAGGAGACGCAGGACGACAAGCUGGGCUCCAGCCCUGCCGAUUCCAUCACCGAUGAGGAGAGCAGACCCGCCAGGAAGGGCCACUACGGAUCGACCGAAGACCACGUUUUCUCCGACCCUUCGGUUGCGGACUACUGGCGCAAGGUCUACGAGCAGGCGGGGUACGAGAACCGGCACCGUUUCGACCCCACGCUGGAGUGGACUGCCGAAGAAGAGAAGAAGCUGGUGAAGAAGAUUGAUUGGCGCAUCUUGCUGUGGGCAUGGAUCAUGUUCGUGGCGCUCGAUCUCCACCGAAAGAACAUUAAUCGUGCCAUUUCCGACAACAUGUUGCCCGAGCUGGGCAUGGACACAAACGACUUCAACUAUGGCCAAACUAUUUUCCUCGUGUCGUUUCUCUCGGCCGAACUGCCAAGCGGCCUCAUCAGCAAGAAGCUCGGUGCUGACAGGUGGAUUCCCUUCCUGAUUGUGUCUUGGUCCAUCGUUGCGGGCUCACAGGCGUUCCUGACCAACCGCGCCGGCUUUUACGCCAUCAAGGCUCUGCUUGGCCUGCUGAUGGGCGGAUUCAUUCCGGAUGUUGUACUGUACUUGACCUACUUUUACAAGUCGAAUGAGCUUCCCGUGAGGCUGGCGUGGUUCUGGACAGCCCUCAGCACGUCGAACAUUGUCGGUUCUCUGGUGGCCGCUGGUGUCCUGCAGAUGCGAGGCGUCAAUGGCUGGGCUGGAUGGCGCUGGCUCUUUCUCCUAGAGGCCAUCUUCACCAUCAUCGUCGGCGUCUUCGCGUGGGGCCUCAUGCCACCUGGACCGUGCCAGACGGCCAACUGGUUCCGCGGCCAGAAGGGCUGGUUCACUGAGCGCGAGGAGCUCAUCCUCGUCAACCGGCUGCUGCGCGACGACCCGAGCAAGGGCGACAUGAACAACCGGCAGGCGGUGGGCGGCAAGAAGCUCUGGCUCGCCGUCAGCGACUGGGAGCAGUGGCCGCUGUACCUCAUCGGGCUGACGACGUACAUCCCGCCGUCGCCGCCCAACACGUACCUCUCGUUCAUCCUGCGGCAGCUCGGCUUCUCCGUCUUCGAGGCGAACCUGCUGGCGAUGCCGUCGCAGUUCCUCUUCGCCGUCAACCUGCUCAUCAUCUCGUGGGUGUCGGAGCGCGUGCGGGAGCGGGCCAUGGUGUCGUCGACGUCGAACAUUUGGAUCUUCGCGUGGCUCGUGCCGCUCGUGACGCUGCGCGCCGACGCGAGCCCCUGGGUGCGCUACGCGCUGCUGACGGGCCUGCUGAGCUACCCGUACUGCCACGCCAUCCUCGUCGGCUGGAACGCCAAGAACAGCAACUCGGUGCGCACGCGGGCCGUCAGCGCGGCACUGUAUAACAUGUUUGUGCAGAGCGGCAACAUCGUGGCGUCCAACAUUUACCGCGAGGACGACAAGCCGCUGUACCGCCGGGGCAACAAGAUCCUGCUCGGCAUCUGCUGCUUCAACAUUGUGCUGUUCUAUGGCGUCAAGGCGUUCUACGUCUGGCGGAACAAGACGCGUGAUGCCCGGUGGAACGCGCUGACGAAGGCGCAGCAGGACGACUACCUGCUGAACACCAAGGAUGAAGGCAUGAAGAGGCUUGAUUUCCGAUUCUCUCACUGA
This is a messenger RNA of Verticillium nonalfalfae, 1695 nucleotides long. RefSeq lists its product as uncharacterized. The coding region runs from base 1 to 1695 and encodes 564 amino acids. The transcript has 6 exons. The record is from RefSeq and is a predicted model, not a curated record. Gene Ontology annotation, biological process: transmembrane transport. Lineage: Eukaryota; Fungi; Ascomycota; Sordariomycetes; Glomerellales; Plectosphaerellaceae. Gene Ontology annotation, molecular function: transmembrane transporter activity. Gene Ontology annotation, cellular component: membrane.